AGCAUGCAACAUCGCCCUUGUACAAUACUAAAUCACUAAGACUCCGCCUUCGCCACUGUGCAAUACUAAUCAUCAUGGCAACUUCAGCCCUGUUUCUUAUAGCGUUAAUAUACGCUUUGCAGCUAUCUGCAGGCGAAGCGGCAAUUGAACCUGCUACAAAGCAGGUAGAGCUAAAGACUGGAGCUAUACCUUUCUUUGACAUCAAGGUAGCUUACAAACUUUACGAUGUAGUGAACCCGGGACAGCCAGAAGCUGAUCGGGGCAACCCGACGGCCAUUUUCUUGCAUGGCGCCAAGUACACGUCGGACUUCUGGCUCAAGCUGGGGACCCUUAAGCUGGUGGCGGAGUCUGGGGUGCGGGCGAUGGCCAUCGACCUGCCAGGCUUUGGCGACACCCCGGCUCUGCCGUACAGCGACAACAACAUGCGGUCGGAGCUGCUGAAGACCGUCAUCGAGGCCGCCUGGCCCAAAGUCAACUCCACGAUCAUCCUCAUCUCACCCUCCAUGAGCGGCCGCUACUCCCUCCCCUUCCUGGACCGUCACGGCACCAUGCUGAGCUCCUUCGUGGCAGUGGCACCCAUCGGGGUCACGGACUGGGGCGGACCAUGGGAGGACGUGCACAGAUUCGUGUGCGCGCUGGGUGUGUACGGCGCCAACGACAAGCUGGUUCCCGAUGCGGAUCGCCUCCUGCGGCUGUUCCAGCACACCUGGAAGGUUGUCAUCCCGGGUGCCGGCCACCGCAGCUACGAGGACAAGCCAGACGUCUUCCACAAUGUCCUGAUCACCUUCAUGCGCAAGUGCCGGCGCACCCCCAACAGCGGCCACGAGGUGAUGUCGGAGCACGGUAUCGAGCUGGUCAAGACGCUGCGGGAUGCGGAGAAGGCUGUCACCGCCGCGUAGGAGUGAGAUGGCUUGGGAAGGCAGCAGCAGCAGCAGAGAGGAAGAGGAAGAGGAAGAGGAGAAGGCGGCCGCCGCGUAGGGGUGAGGAGAGGACUCGAGGACUACGUAAGGAGGCUGCAGAAAAGCAGCAGAGAGGAGAAGGGGGACGAGAUGUGGAGGGAAAGGGCGGACUGCAUGCGCUUAGAGAGGAGGCAGACGGAGGAGGAGAGAUGCGGAGGGUGUAGUGAGCCCUCAAGAGGAAGAGAAGGAGGAGGAGAGGUUAGGGACAGGUACGAGGUGUGGGAGGAGGCGCGCGAAGGGAAGAUGCGGCGGAGGUGAAUUGGGGCAGCCGUUGGCUUUACAGGCCACAUGGGUUGGGUGGCGGUGGCCUCGUGCGUGCCCUGUUUGGGGUUUACCGUGAUUACUGUGCCACACAACUACUGGUAAGCGGGUAUCCCGGCACGGG
Astrephomene gubernaculifera is the source of this 1344-nucleotide messenger RNA. The record is from the annotation of a GenBank genome assembly. NCBI's taxonomy places the organism in Eukaryota, Viridiplantae, Chlorophyta, Chlorophyceae, Chlamydomonadales, Astrephomenaceae.